AGAUGAAUCUUACGAUUUGAAAGUUCCGAGUGGUAUUUACUGCGUUGUAAUCGACAGUGUGUAGAGAGAUUGAUGAGCAUGGCGCGAAUGCGAAGUGGGAAACUGAAGGUGCCAUUUCAUAUUCCCCCUCCCGAUCCUCCAGAGACGAUGUGGUCGAAAUCUCCGAUGCCGCCUCAAAUGUCGAGUGAGGAGGCGAUGAGUUUUCGCAGCAGUAGCAGCAUGUCGUGGCUGUCGAAUUCCGGAACGGUGUCCUCGAUGUCUUGGAUUGAAGACGAUUUGGAAAAGGAGUCCACACAACAAUUGCAAGAGAUGUGGAACGAAGUUGAAGACUACUUAUACGACGACACACCGAUGACACGAUUCCCGGGCCUUCGCGAAGAACUGGACGCCUGGCGAACUCAUUUUCCGCACUUGAGACUGAUGGGUACAAAGAUAGUGCUUGCAAAACCACCUCCACGGUUGCGCAAAGAUCCUCAAGAUACCCCUGAGAAUGAAGAAACAUUUGCUGAAGACGGGAUUGUUUCCAACUCUGUCGCACUUCCGAUGUCCAGAUCGUUGGAAUCAAGAGAUUACAGACUAGGGUCCUCUGUAAAACGGGUUACGGAACUGGUUGCGGCUUCUCUCUGGGAUGCAGUCGCCGAUCAACUAAAAAGCGUUCUCACUAUGUAUGCGGAGAAAGGGGCCGAGCCUGUUGGUAUUGGAUCAGUUCUUCACAUUUCGCAUGACCCACUAAACACAGUCAACGAAGAAGACUUGACAUUUUAUGACAAUUUCGGGAGCGGUUCAGCGACGCCCGUGCCGUCUCCAACGAUUGGGAUAACAGUGAAAGAACGACGGAAAUCUGUACCUUUGGAGGAAGGAAGUCAUUUGGCCACUGAAGCGCGAGUUGGAUCUGAAUCUCACCUUGAAGUGGUUAAAAGAAUCGACAAGAAAGUCCAGAAAAUGUCGAGGAAGAAGAGCAAAAGUUCGCCAGGAACUGUUGUAGAUGGGCAGAAUUUAACUAGUCCCAGUUGGAGGCAAGUACAAGUUGACGAAAAACAAUUCAAGUUCAAAUUGCCAAUUGCCAAACUAUCGGAGCCCCAAUCCUCAUUGAUGGUUCCGAGUAAUGCGUCGAACUCUGCCCCGACCCGGACCCGUUCUUCUAAAUUGCAUUUACCUCCUGUUCCAUCCAAAUCUGAGAAGUCUCCGAUGAAGGAAGUACCGUUCGACUUUUUGGCACGUUCUAGAAGUGCUAAUCCUAACAACGGGUUGUCAGUACCAGUUAAUCUGAUCCUGAGGAAAGAUUCCUCUCUGGAUCGGCCCUUGUCGGCCAUUGCGUCACCUAUGAUUGUCAACCGGGCACCCGUUUUCAUCAGAGCGCAGAAAAAGGUUACUGAAAUGGCAGGAUUGUCGGUUGGUCGUUUUAUUUUCUCUGCCCCGGGGCGCGUGAAAACUUGCGUGUCUGCCAUGAAGCCCUGCGAGUUGUGGUCAGACAGGUUGAUUUCUCCAAUGAACUCCUCCAUCCGGGCAUUGUCUUUGACGUCUUCUGUGGAACGUUUGAAGUCACUUCGUGUUGAAGAGCAACUGGGCAUUUCCGAGCCGCCGUCGAAACCCCUGGGGCCAUACCUACGCUGGGCCAAAGAAAAUCGAUCUCAAUUGCUGCUGAAAUCUCCAUCGCAAAAAUUUACUGAUUUUGGCAAGUACUUGGGUCAGACAUGGGCCGCAAUGACGGAAGAUCAGAAGCUUCCAUACGUGAAAUCUUUCGAAAAAGACAUGGUCGCUUACAAGGAAAGCCGGGAAAAGUACCUCGCUUCUUUGACUGAUUCUGAAAAAGCUGCCAUCUCAUCUGCUCGCAGCGCCGCGAAAGAAAAAAGACUAACGAGGAUAGAGAAACUUGCUGUCAAAAAGAAAGAAAGCCAAGACUCCAAAACACUUCCUAAGCUUCUUAAAAUUCCACAGAAAGAAGAGGCAUUCGAGAAACCCAAACGGCCACAGACUGCGUUCAUGCUGUACAUGACCAAGAGGAAAGGAGACUUGAGUAACGACGAUUUCAAAGUUUCAUUCCGAAGCAUAAUUAUGUCGGGUAUUAUCCGUUCUGUCACUGUGAUCGGUGGUGGUCUGAUGGGAGCAGGUAUUGCUCAGGUAGCAGCUGCAACAGGGCACAAGGUCGCAUUGGUCGACCUAUCACCGGACGUGUUGAAUAAAAGUAUGCUGUCGAUUCACAAAUCCUUGGAAAGGGUGUCCAAGAAGAAGUUCGACAAUCCACAGGCUCAAGACGAUUAUGUGAAGACGACGAUGGCGCAGAUAGCGACUAGCACGAGUGCCGAAGAAUCAUCGAGGGAAACAGACUUGGUCAUCGAAGCCAUUGUCGAAAAUAUAACGGUCAAGCAACAGUUGUUCAAGAACUUGGAUAGUAUUGCCCCGGAUCACACGAUUUUUACGUCGAACACGUCGUCGUUGUCGAUCGGGAGAAUAGCGAGCGCGACGAACCGUCGAGAUCGGUUCGGUGGCCUGCAUUUUUUCAACCCUGUGCCGAUGAUGAAGUUACUUGAGGUGGUGCGUAUUCCUGAAACUUCCAACGAGUCAUUCAAGAAAAUGAUGGAUUUUGGAGCGGCUUUGGGCAAGACAACCGUGGUAUGCCAGGACACGCCAGGUUUCAUCGUUAACCGUUUACUGGUGCCAUAUAUGAUGGAGGCUGUGAGAAUGCUAGAAAGGGGAGAUGCGUCUGCGCGAGAUAUUGACGUUGCCAUGAAGCUGGGUGCUGGAUAUCCGAUGGGUCCAUUUGAACUGUCUGAUUACGUCGGUCUUGAUACAUGCAAAUUCAUCAUGGAUGGCUGGCAUCAGGACCAUCCGGACGAACCGUUGUUCAAGCCUAUUCCUUCGCUUGAUAAGAUGGUGGCCGAGGGUAAAUUGGGCAAGAAAAGUGGGGAAGGCUUCUACUCGUACAAAAAGACGAUUUCGUUUCAGAUGAAUCCGUCGCCGUCGAAUAUGUAUUUCUCGAACCGCGGCGGGGGUGGGGGUUUCCGCGGCGAUCGUCGCGGAAUGAACAAUAGCUUUUCCGACCACUCGAUACCGUCCGCCGUGUUCGUCAAGGACCGCCAGCGCAGUCCGCCGCCCCCAAUGUCGCGCCGCAUUGGCAACAAACCUCCGCCGAACCAGGACUUUCAAUCCCGACCCUGGCAGUUCAACAAUCGUUUCAGCAAUAAGACGCAGGACGGACCCUUGCGACGGCGUCGGCGUGACGAGAACAAUGAGUGUCCGCCUCGUUUGUUUACGGGGAAUAAUUCUAGGGAACGGUCGCCGGUUCGACGGCUUCAGUUGUCUCCACUGCGCGGCCAAGGAUCUCCGUCGCCGCCUCCUCAGCGAAGAUUUGUAGUGAACGAUCAGCAGAGGGCUUCAUCACCUGUACAAAUGACCGAUAGAGGUCACUCGCUGCGUCACCCGUCGCCACAUGUUCGUCACGCUAUUCGACAACAGUCGCCGGUGCGCCACGGAACAAGGCAGGCGUCGCCGGUGCGAGCCCCUGCGAGGCCCGUGUCCCCGGUUCGUGUUCCAGUGCGAGCGCCGUCGCCGUUGCCGUUGCGGACUAUCACGAAGAUUCAACCGUCGCGGCCUUCAUCUGAUUUUGAACCAAUCCGACCUCAAGUCGACGAUGAUGAAAUGGCUGUUUCUUCGUCUGAGCCUACGCAGGAGGAGGCGAUGAUUGCGGAGAAAGUAUUGGCGCAUGGAUUGGAGACCCAACGGCCGCCGUGGUUGGGUAUCGAGAGCUUGACGCAUCCCACGUUCAUCGUGGUUUCGGACGGGCCUCUCGGAAAGUUGGCUUUUGAGCCAGAUCGGUUGAAACGGGAACGAGACAUGGUUGAUCUGACGAGAGUCAAGCCGAUGCACUCGAGUGUAAUAUCCUACGACGACCCGGAGCUUUCUGCUCUGGGCAGCAACGAUCGUUUUUUCAGGCGGUUGUCAAAUUUGCUUGAUGGCCGUGUCGCAGCGCACGUCUAUGUGCUCAUCGGGAGAAAUGAUGCAAAGCGGGAAGUUGGUGUUCCUGCGGUAACCUUGAAGGAAAGAAUGAUGAAAUUUUUCGAUCGGCUCCAUGCCGACCUACCUGGCACGGACGUGACGUGGCUCGGAGUCGGUGCCCUUCCGCUCACGUCACAGCACCGCCAGGCGGCCCAGAACCUCUCCAGGGCUCUGGAAAUAAACCAAACUCCAGAUCGUCGCCCGUGGCUGAAAAGUGCUUCCUUGUGUGCGCCGGCUGCUGACGAAGACCUGAUUCGAGGCGGCGAAGCCUGGACUCGUCAAUUUCUGCAUGUGUUCGGGGCCAAUUUGUGCCAUCGGAUGCGGAAGGAUUUGCGGGAAUUCCGCAUGCGACGCGUGAACGUGCCAAAGGCGAGGAAAACUUUUUGCAAAAAAUGCGGAGUGCACAAGCCGCAUAAGGUUUCGCAAUACAAGAAAAGCAAAGAGAGGAAAACCGCUCAGGGUCGACGACGUUACGACCGGAAGCAGCAAGGUUACGGUGGUCAAACGAAGCCAAUUUUCCGCAAAAAGGCCAAAACAACCAAGAAAAUCGUGCUGCGUCUUGAAUGCACCGAAUGCAAGUACAGACAUCACAUGAGCGAAGUUACCCCGUCAUUGGAGUCCGAUGAAUACAACGGAUACAAACUUGUGAUCUUCGACCCGGAUAGGGUGGAAUUGAAAAAGCAUGCUGUGUGGCAUUUUUGUAAUGUGAUGCAAGGAGAUAGUCCGCCGUUUGGGUUCCCUUCAAUACCGGACUCAUCCUGUGAAGUCAACGCGUCAGAAGGCACGUGGUUGGCCCUGAAUCCGGUGACUGGUCGAGUCUCGGCCCUGCUCAAUGUGUUGAUGCCGGUUGAUGAGUUCAGACAAGACGCGAGUGGCCGAGGACGCUUGCCCAUCCAAGCCAUUGAUCCCUUAGUCAAUCCUGAAGCAUUUCUCAACUCGUUAUGCGAUCAGUCCGAUGAAUACAACGGAUACAAACUUGUGAUCUUCGACCCGGAUAGGGUGGAAUUGAAAAAGCAUGCUGUGUGGCAUUUUUGUAAUGUGAUGCAAGGAGAUAGUCCGCCGUUUGGGUUCCCUUCAAUACCGGACUCAUCCUGUGAAGUCAACGCGUUGAAAAUUCCUUCCUACGGUUUUGGUAAUAAUGUCCCUGGGAGAUUUUGGAGAAAAGUCGACGCAGGAACCUCAGCUUUCCGGACCUCCGUGAGGAUGACGAAAGCAGAGUGGCAGCCGUUCACUGACUCGGUGGACAGUGUUAGAAAAACCCUUGAGAGACGGCUUUUUGGUGUUCUGAGCAAUCGCGAUUCGUACUAUCCGGACAAAGAAAUAGCGUCGAGAGGAAUUGGGCGUCCCGACGACUUCCUAUCACCGUAUUCGAGAAUGUUCAUUCGGAUGCCAUCGAUUCGCUACGGCACCCGAACUCAAACCGUGCUAACGAUCGACAAGGACGAUCGCGCCGUGUACAUCGAAGUGACGCUCGAUCCUUCCGAUUACGACAAGUGGAACCGGACGGAAAUCCAGUUCAAGAUUGGGGAAGACUUCCGGGAAACCUUGACAAUCCAGCGAACUGUUGUCGCGGCUCCGAGUCGUUGACUCGUUCGGAACGCAUUUUCAGUGGGCAUUCUAAUCUUUCAGCGGGCGUAUGCAGUAGGACUACUCGUUCUUGCUUUUUUUGUGAUCAUGUGGGAAAUUGAAGAGGAAAAAGAAAUGGAAUACCAACGUGGUUGAAA
This is a messenger RNA of Notodromas monacha, 5720 nucleotides long. The record is from the annotation of a GenBank genome assembly. Lineage: Eukaryota; Metazoa; Arthropoda; Ostracoda; Podocopida; Cyprididae.